Molecule: messenger RNA, 1155 nt
Organism: Hibiscus syriacus
Lineage: Eukaryota; Viridiplantae; Streptophyta; Magnoliopsida; Malvales; Malvaceae
Product: 14-3-3-like protein
Exons: 5
Coding region: 47-832 (261 amino acids)
Biological process (GO): signal transduction
Cellular component (GO): cytoplasm
Source: RefSeq, a predicted model, not a curated record
CCUUUCAAUAUUCAUUUUGCUUUCAAUCCAAACAGCACCCAAUUCCAUGGCCACCUCUUCCCCGCGUGAGGAAAAUGUCUACCUCGCGAAACUCGCCGAGCAAGCCGAGCGCUACGAGGAGAUGGUCAAGUUCAUGGAGAACGUCGUCUCCGCCGUCCCCGCCCCCGACGAACUCUCCGUCGAGGAAAGAAACCUCCUCUCCGUCGCCUACAAGAACGUGGUCGGCGCCCGACGCGCCUCCUGGAGGAUCGUUUCCUCCAUCGAGCAGAAGGAGGAAGGACGUGGUAACACCGACCACGUCUCCGAUAUCUGCGAGUACAGGACCAAGAUCGAGGCCGAGUUGUCCGAUAUUUGCGCCGGAAUUUUGAAGCUCCUCGACGAGAAGCUCGUUCCGGCAGCUAAGAGCGGGGAUUCCAAGGUCUUUUAUCUGAAAAUGAAGGGAGAUUACCAUAGGUACUUGGCUGAGUUCAAGACUGGCGAUGACAGGAAAGCCGCUGCCGAGAAUACUCUCACUUCGUAUAAAAAUGCUCAGGACAUUGCAAAUUCUGAGCUGGCUCCAACUCACCCUAUUCGUUUAGGGUUGGCUCUGAACUUUUCCGUCUUCUACUAUGAGAUAUUAAAUUCUCCUGAUCGUGCUUGCAGUCUUGCAAAACAGGCUUUUGAUGAAGCCAUUGCAGAGCUGGAUACCCUUGGAGAGGAUUCAUACAAGGACAGCACUUUGAUAAUGCAACUUCUUCGAGACAACCUCACCUUGUGGACCUCUGAUAUGCAGGAUGAUGCAACAGAUGAGAUCAAAGAAGCUCCCAAACGCGAGGAGGAGAAACAAGAGUGAAGUCAAUGGUAGUAUUUUACUUCUCUGGUUAUUUUUGUAUGGAGAAGUUGCUUGGUUCCACUAUCCCUUGAUUCCCUUCGGUUACUUGUUCUGAGGAGACAUGCCUCAGUUUAUAAACCAUUGAAGUACUGCUAAAGAUGCCCUUAGUAUUUCACUGGCUAUAUUCUUUUUACAGUUGAAGCUUUCUAAUUGCAACGAGGCAGGCUAUGUGCACUCUUUCUUAAUUGUUUUCUUCACAAUAAGGGGGCUGAUGAUUGAGAUAUUUUCUAAGCUUAAUGUUUGGAAGACGUUUUCUUGGAAUUAUCAGAUUAAUAUAUUUAUAA